AUGCCUCACUCCGAGGAAAAGAUCCGUAUCGCGAUCGCCGGUGGUGGCAUCGGUGGACUAUGUCUCGCUGUUGGUUUAAUGGACAAGCCCAACCUGGACGUACACAUUUACGAAGGUGUACCAAAGUAUACCGACAUUGGUGCUGGACUUGCGCUGCACAAAAACGCCAUCACAGCCAUGGACCUUAUUCACCCCGCAAUCAAAAAGACGUACUUCGCCAAAGCUCUCACCAUGGCUGGAGAAGAGGAUGAAGAGAUGGUUACCCAGGUCGUUCUUGUCAGCGGACCCAAUACCGGAGAGGUAGUCGCAGAGCUUGGUAAAGCAAAAGGUCGCAGGACAGUGGCGAGAGCGGACUUGCUUGAUGGUCUGUUGAGUUUAUUACCUAAGGAUCGUGUCACUUUUGGCAAGAAGCUGGACAGCAUCAACGAAGACGAGGCCAAUGGCAAGGUUACGCUCACAUUCAAGGAUGGUACGACAGCAGAGGCUGAUUGCCUGCUUGGUGCGGAUGGUGUUCACAGUGGCACUCGCAAGUUCCUUCUUGGAGCCGAUCACCCUGCCGUGCCGCCGAGAAACUCUGAUGGUUGGAGAGUACACUCACGCCAAGUGCCGAUGGAACUCGCUAUGAAAACCAUUGAUUCGAGAUGGAGGCGGACUGUGCCCAUUCUUUGCGGCAGUGAGGGCCACGUCAACAUGAUGCCUUUGCACAUGGGAAAGACACUGAGCAUUAUCUGUGUGACACGUACUGGUAUCGCGAGUGAUGGCAGUAUCGCUCCGUUCGAGAAGGAGCGCUUUGCAGACUAUCGUGAAGACGCAAAGGCUGCUGUGGAGCUUGUCGCCGAGGAUCCCAACAUCACUUGGGAGCUUCAGCAACAUGAUCCAGCACCUUACUAUAGUCGCCGCAAUAUCGCCAUGAUGGGAGAUGCAGCACACGCCUGCAUGCCGUUUGUCGGGCAAGGAGCCGCUCAAGCAAUCGAAGACGCCGCCGUAUUAACCGCACUCUUCCGCCGCGUAGAGUCGGUCUCGCAGGUAGAGAAGGCACUGGCAGCCUACGAUAAAGUACGCAGACCCCGCGCACAGACCGUUGUCACCAUGGGUCGCGACUUUGGCCGCUUGUACGAUUUUGCACUGGACGGUGUCAAAGACGAUCCGGUCAAGAUGAAGCAAUUCAUGGGCAAGGGCGCGGCGUUCACCAACAACGCCGAUCUCGAGAAGCAGAAUCAGGAUGCCGUGGAUGCGUUCGAGGCGUUGUUGUAAGAGGCUCGAGGAGUCUAGAGGAGGUUUCUUGUUUAGCUCGUAUGCACGACAUCUGGCGAUCACUCAGGCAGGGACUUGUUGAGACUUGCUAUUGUAGUGCUAAAGGGAGACUAGAGUAGACCGCAGGAUCAGACAUCGGUAGCCCGGCAGAGUCACAUUUAUGCUGUGCCAUCAUGAUCUCAACCAGCUUCAAACAUGUUUAUC
Aureobasidium pullulans EXF-150 is the source of this 1458-nucleotide messenger RNA. RefSeq names its product FAD/NAD(P)-binding domain-containing protein. Lineage: Eukaryota; Fungi; Ascomycota; Dothideomycetes; Dothideales; Saccotheciaceae. Gene Ontology annotation, molecular function: FAD binding. The record is from RefSeq and is a predicted model, not a curated record. The transcript is spliced from 3 exons. Gene Ontology annotation, biological process: secondary metabolite biosynthetic process. Bases 1 to 1254 code for a protein of 417 amino acids.